Staurois parvus is the source of this 311-nucleotide messenger RNA. Lineage: Eukaryota; Metazoa; Chordata; Amphibia; Anura; Ranidae. The record is from the annotation of a GenBank genome assembly.
GGAAGCGGGAGAACGAAUCCCUCCGAAGAUCCGGUAGACGAACCUACACAGUGGCAGAACUGGAGCACUCAUGGAGGAAGAGUCGUCCAUCACCAGACAGAUCGAGAGCCUAGUAGACUGAGAUGGAGCUCCGGAGCUAAUUCAAAUCGCAGACUUGCAGCAAAAAAAUGCUCGCGAUGCAGCCAAUUUGAGGAAGAACGGGCACUGAAACGGAGAUGGAAAUAUUUCACAAAAUCUUUGGGCCAAAUGUUUUUUUGAAAUAUUUAAUGGGGGAGCUGGUCUCUGCCAAAGUUCAGGGCAGUAAACUGGAG